AUGGGGUCGUCAGCGUCGGCCGUAGGUCGUGUGCCGCUAUCACUGAUUCCGCUCAAUGGCGACGCUCCAAAGAUUCUUGUCCUAGGCAAGUUCUAACCGUUUUUCUUACAAUCCCUGAAACUGAGGUCAUCAAAGGUCCAAACUUUUUCUUUCCCGAUUCGCUAGACAAUCACGAGAAUUGUCUAUAGAUAUCGUGGGAAAUAAACUGAAGUGGGAAAAAAAUAUCAGAAAAGUCACAAAAAUAGACACCAAAGUUGAAAUUUUUAAGAGAGGAAGUGAAAAAGAUGUCCGCUCGGUAUGCUGACGAAACUCCUUUGAGAGAUGAUUUUGAACACUUGGUCACAGUUUUAUCGAGGAAAAAAUGCGCAAUUUACCAUUCAAAAAAGACCUCAAAAGGGCUUUUUUUCCGUCACUGUCACGGUAGAUUUCAAACUUUGGGCGUUUAUAAUAACUUCACUAGAAAGCUGAAGGCGCAAUUUUUGACAAGCUAGUGAUCAGAGCGUCCUGCAGUAAAUAUUUUUUUUAUCAAAUAUCAACCGGGAACUUUUUCGAUUGAAAAACAAUAUUAAAUUAGUUUUUUUAACCCAAAAAGUCUAAUAUUCCAAAAAAAUUUAAGCUUUUAUUUCUGUUAUACACGACCAACUCUGAUAAUUUUGUAGGUUGUAUGGGAAGCGGAAAGUCCACUCUCUGUCGUCAGUUGAUGUGAGUUCAUGUUUGAAAAUCGGUGAUUCAUCGUUUUUUAAUCUCUCGGAACGGAAACCUGACGAAAAAUAAAAAUAAACUUUUUCUAUUUUGAGGAUCAUUAUAUCGUAUUUUGAAAAUUUUUGAAAUUUAUCAUUCUGUUUCAAAUUCAAUGUGAAUUUUAAACAAGUAGCGAACAAGAUUUGAAGAUUCUCGACAAAGAUUAUUAGUGUUUUCAAACAAGUUUCUUCUUGAGCGCGCGCCUCAAAUAAACUUUGAAAGUGAAGACAAGAAUGACUGAGUACUCUAUAAACCUAAUGAAUCUAACAUUAUAUCGCAGUGUUCCUAUUUAUCUUAACGCUCUUUUUAUCUUGCAUGAUAGUUUGUUUUUUCUUUACGCAUUUUUUGAGAUGUCUAAAAUUUUUCCCAACUUUUUUGCUCGAAAACUUUUGAAAAAAACCUUUCGCUAUCACCCAACGUUUCUGCGAAUCUUUCUCCAAUAAGCAUAGCUUCUGACUGACUUUUCAAGCUUAUCACUGACGCAGGUUUAUGCGAGGGAUGGACCGGCAGCCUAUCCUUGGCAACUUUCAAAGCCCGGCCUUAGGAGGCCUCUAGCAAAAAAUGGUGGCCGGCCCGGUCGAAGAAGCUCAAAUUAUCUUUCAUUCGAUUAUCAAGCUUUUUCACGACAUGAAUCACGUUUGCUUAUUUUUUCACUUCGAGUUCAAUAGAAACUACGUUUUAACAAUUAAAAAUAAUGUUUCGGUGAAAAUUCUCUAUUAAAACUUAAAAUUUUGUUGAAGCUCGGCUUGGAACAAGCUUUAAAAAGUUUUGGUCUUUUCGCAUGGUUUUUCUCAAAAAUCAGGUCCAAAGCCCAAGCCAGAUCGGCCCGUGCAGCGCGAGCUGACACACCAGCUUGCACUGAUGCCAAUCAGGAACGUAGUUCGUAAGAACGCAUUUUCAAUACUUGAAAAAAAAAACUUAUAUCGAAAAUAAUCUGUUCAGAAAACAAAGUCGUGUUUCUUUGGCAUUACACAACGAGUACUACAUACACACGCUGCAGCACAAUCUUUUAGAGGUUAAUUUAGAGUUUUUCUAUCAAGAUCGAUAGACUCGAAAAUUUUUUUUUGUUUUGUGUGGUAUGAUGUAUGUUAUUCAAGCACAUGUACGCACUGGGAUCUAUUAAAGCUUCUGACGGAGAUCACUGUGCUGAGAUUCGCUUUGAAAAAGAAAAUUAUUUCAACCAGUUAAAACUUCUUCAAAGUGUUUCGAGGAGCUUUGACUAAUUUGAAGUAUCGGGCGAUUUUAAAGUGCCCGUGAAAGUUUUUUAAAGGCUUUCUGAACUGGCCAUAAUUCUUCUUUCGCUUUUCAAGCUAACAGCCUAUGAACAUUCUGGUGAAAUUUUUUUUAAUUUAAAUUAAUCAGUAGAUGCCUUGAAUGAAAAUUUCAUCACAGAGUCAGAUUUUCAAAUAAUUUUUGGACAAACGCCCCAAACCUCCCUCAACUUCGAAGAAUCACUCCCACUUAACUCAAAAAUUUAUAAAACCAAAUAAUUUCAUUCAAAAAUACGGUUUUAUACUUCUGCUAAUUCGAUUUCGGAGCUUUCGCAUUUCGGCUGUAGGACGUCCGUCCAGCUUAUUCCGCCCCCUCCAAGUCUUUUAUUAUCAAAAAAAACGUAGUCAUAGCGACAGGCCUGCCGUCGAAAAACCGAGAACUGCAGAAAAAGCUUAUAAAGCGUUUUAAACAGUAUUUCGCAUAUAUUUGGAGCUGAAAAUUGAGCUGAACGAAACUUUUGCAGGUUUGGAAAGCUUUACGAGAGGUUUGCGAGCAGCUUGAGGUUGACGUGAGCAGAUACGCGGUAAGCUACAAUCGGUUGACUUCAUUUUCUCAUUAUAGUUGAAUAGUUGGCUUGCUUGAUAAACAAAAUCAAGCUGCAAAAAAAAUGAAAAAAGUUUAUGAGGUUUUUCUGAAGACUUCUAAAAAUGCUUUUUCUGUGGCUUAUUUCGGGAAGUUAUAAGUUUCGAGCGACCCCCAGUCAUGAGUGAAACAACUUAACUAUGUACAGGCUGACUUCGACGUGAUCUACGAGUUUCGGCACCGCGAAGACCUCAGCGACAAGGUGUACAAGAGCCUGAAGGCGAUAGCGAGAAGCGGACUGCUGGAAGAAUGCCAGAAAAAAAGACGCGUCUUAAGCCUACCCUGUAACUACCAUUAGUGCGUUUCCAAUUAUUUGACCAACAAACUAUUACUUGACAUAAUAUCCGCAGAUUUGAUUCUUUCCAUCUCGGGCAAAUUCGGAAUGGUGGAUAAUGGCCGCUAAAAGGGAGAGGUUCAAAAAAGGCCGCAGAAAGGCAGCAAACAGAGUCCCUUUAUCGAGCCUGCCAUUUUUUCUAGAACUUUGAAGGCUCAAAGAAUGGUCGGAAAGGGAGAGACAGCAAAAAUGUUGCAUAAGAGCCGAUGAAAUAGCGCAAAAAGGCAGCAAAAAAGGGACCUUUGUCACCCUACCCCUACAAGUAACAUUUAUAUGAAGUCUUUUUCGACCCUUUUCUGCUUUGCAUAUGAUAUAUAUUCAUCAAAUAAAAGUAGAGUUCAGUUUUUUUGAACCCAAAACUUUUGAAACUCUAUGUUGAAUUUCAACCAGAUUUUCAUCUUGGCUCUGAAAAGACGAUGAAAAACAUAAAAGAUUUUGCAAUUUUUUUUGGAUUGGUCGUCCUUUUUAAAUAGAUCUAAAAAUUCAAAUUUUACGUCUGAGAAAACUUUUUUUUUCAAAUACGAAAUUUAUAGUUUUGUUCAACAUACGGAUCGCAUUCUACACCACAGCUAUUGCCCAACCGAGGCCGACAUUCUUUUCUCUUAUGCGCCAACCGUCGGCCUCUUUGAAAUACCCAUACGAAUCGGAUUCUCUCGUUACGAGUAAGAAGAUCAAAACUUUGUUUGAUUCAUCACUGAUAUGAAAUUUGCAGGUUGAUCGAGCUCCCAGGGCAUCACAUUUGGCGUAAAAGAUGGCCGAGUUUUUUCGCCCAAACCGCAGUUCUCUGUUUUCUUGUGGAUCUCAGCGAGCUCUGCCAAGCUGCAUUCUAUUCGGUGAUCUCAAAAUACUUCAAAAACUAAGCUGCGAACAAAAUGAAGUAUAAAAAAGAGAGAUUCAGUAUGCAAUAAAGCAGAUUAUUUUUUUCCAGUUAAACUUUUUCAGUUAUUCCAAAAUGAAUCAAAACUUUUCUGAUAAGAAGAAUGUUUCAGGGCCAUCUCAAAGACAAAACGGUAGGAAUUUUCAAGGAACUGGUACAACACCCGUUGCUCCAAGACGCUGGAUUCCUUUUACUUUUCAAUAAGAAGGAUACAUUCGAUGAGAACUCGGCCGGAUUCGACUUUCGGCAACUCGCAUCACAUGUUAGUGAUGUUAUGAACAAAAAAACACUUUUUUUCAUUUCUCGUUACCCUGGAGUGUUGAACCAAACGUUGGUUUAUAGAUUAGAACGUCGCACGAGGCUGUGUCAUUUUACCGAUCGGAAUUCUCAGCGUCUGCCCCAAAAAAUCGAACUUAUCAUCACAUAGUCUCUUUAGUGAAGGUAGUACGUGUGAAUAAUGAAAAUUAACAGAAAAAAGGUUUGCAGGCGCCCAACCUUGCUCAAACCGUUCUGGUAUCGCUGAACAAAAUUUUCAAGAGUCAACGAGACGCGGCAAACACCACUUAA
Caenorhabditis auriculariae is the source of this 4373-nucleotide messenger RNA. The record is from the annotation of a GenBank genome assembly. NCBI's taxonomy places the organism in Eukaryota, Metazoa, Nematoda, Chromadorea, Rhabditida, Rhabditidae.